GUUUGAUCAUUGCGAUGGCAGACACGGAGGGCCUCGUCCACAUCCUCAAAGCACCGUCCAAGGACGCGCUUCAGCAGAUCUUCAAGGACGCAUUCAACUUCCGCCUGCGACCAACCGCCCCGCAAUCGUUCAUUGAGAGCACAACCAAGGGACUACAAAUCUCAGAAGCUGAUGCCAAACAGUUGUUUGACGCCGCGCGCAUCAUUGCCCAAGAAGCCCUGUUUGAAGGCCUCGAGCCACAGCGCAUCGCCAGCCUGUUCCCCGUCAACAUGCAAAAGAACGGCAAGCUGGCAACCAUGAUCUAUGAGCUCGUCCCGACCUGGAAGCUGCAAUCCAUCGACGAGCAGGUCUCCCUUCCCCGGCUCGUCGACUUUGACUGGCGCAUUGACAUCAAGACUGCUUCUGAUAGCGCCUCCAAGAUGGCUGUUCCCACCGUGCUUUUGCAAAUGAAGGUGCGCGACACACCAACACGUACAGACCAACAACCCGGCGAGAGCAUUGUGAACUUUGAGCUGACAAAGGAGACGCUCGAGACUAUGCUGGAUGGCUUGGGCAAGAUUCGCGACCAGCUGUCCUCGGUUGCAAAGUGAGAGAGACGACGGUGCAUUUUUUUUGUUUUUGCCUGUGGCUCGUCAAACAAGCUAUUGUGUAUUGUGUGCGUGUUUGUGAUACCGGAGUCGUGUGCGUUUGUGUCGCGGCAACACCGAUUGUGCAAAAUUUUAUCUUUUUUGUUUUUUUUUUUGUUU
Molecule: messenger RNA, 746 nt
Organism: Capsaspora owczarzaki ATCC 30864
Lineage: Eukaryota; Filasterea; Ministeriida; Capsasporidae
Product: COMM domain-containing protein 9
Exons: 4
Coding region: 15-590 (191 amino acids)
Source: RefSeq, a predicted model, not a curated record